Messenger RNA from Rotaria sordida, 1278 nucleotides. The record is from the annotation of a GenBank genome assembly. NCBI's taxonomy places the organism in Eukaryota, Metazoa, Rotifera, Eurotatoria, Philodinida, Philodinidae.
CCUCAAUUCGUGAAUUGACAUAUCGUUAUCCUAAAUUAUGACCGUAAAAACUUAUCUGAUCGACAAAAUUAAUGCACAAAAACACCGUUUAAACGGUAUUAUACCAUCGAAUCGUUUAACAAGCAAGAGUAACUUAUGUAAAGCUUUUCAUGAUAAUAUACUUUACACUCCAAAUCAACUUCCUCCUAAGGUUGACCUUCGAAAAGAUAUGACAUCAGUCGAAGAUCAAUCAAAAAUCGGCAGUUGGUAAUUUUUUCGAUGAUAUACCCUACUGAUAUUCAUUUUUAUGGUCUUUUUUUUAGCUCGGCAAAUGCUCUAGCAGGAGCGUAUGAAUAUUUGACGAAAAAGCACGACGGACAAAAUACUGAUGUGAGUCGCUUGUUUAUAUAUUAUAAUGCUCGUGCAAAAAAUAAAAAAUCUGGCUCUGUCACUGAUUCUGGCUGUUCAAUGGAAAGUGCUAUUGAAGCCCUCAAAGAAUUUGGUACUUGUCUCGAAUCCAUUUGGGCAUAUGAUAUUUCAAAAGUAAACAUACGUCCAAACGAUCAAGCUUAUCGAGACGCCAAAAAUCAUACGAUUUCAGAAGCACUCGAAGUUGAUAUUAAUCUAUUUGAAAUGAAAUCAUGUCUCGCACAAGGAUAUCCAUUUGCAUUUGGUUUACGACUCUGUGCAUCGUUUGAAAAAGCAGCUAAAACAGGUUUAGUACCAAUGCCGAAUGGAUCAGAAAAUAAACUAAAGAUGCACAACUGCCAUGCACUUUUAGCGGUAGGCUAUAGUGAUCGAUCGAAAGUGUUUAUUGUUCGAAAUUCAUGGGGAGAAAGAUGGCCAAGUUUGGGUAAUAAUCAGAGCUAUCAGCAAAAUUGGAGUACCAAUCAAUUUGAUCAACAAAAUUGGAGUCCUAAUCAGUUUAAUCAGCCAAGUCAACAAUCAUGGGAUAAUAAUCAGUUCUAUCAACACAAUGACGGAAAUAAUCAGUUAGGACAAGAGAUUUGGAGUCAAAAUCAGUUCGUUCAGCAGAAUUGGAAUAAUAGCCAAUUCAGCGGAGGAAAUAGUCAAUUCGAUCAGCAAACUUGGACAUAUAAUCAGUCUCAGCAGCAAGAUUGGAGUACUAAUCAAUUAGAUCCUCAGAGUCAACAACAUUGGAAUGGUAACCAGUUCUAUCAGCCAAAUGAUGGAAACAAUUCAUUUGGACAGGGGAUGUCGAGCAAUAAUCAAUGGAAUCAGCAAAAUCAGCCUCAGUGGGGUAAUAAUCAAUACGGCCCAUCUUAUGGAGGUAAAUAA